Molecule: messenger RNA, 2616 nt
Organism: Rhizoctonia solani
Lineage: Eukaryota; Fungi; Basidiomycota; Agaricomycetes; Cantharellales; Ceratobasidiaceae
Product: Transposon Tf2-1 polyprotein
Exons: 10
Coding region: 1-2616 (871 amino acids)
Biological process (GO): protein phosphorylation
Molecular function (GO): zinc ion binding; nucleic acid binding; ATP binding
Source: RefSeq, a predicted model, not a curated record
AUGCAUGCCCUAUUCUCUUAUUUAGGCAAAGUCUUUCAAUCAGAGCCCUCUGAGGAACCUUCCGGACCCACAACUUACAAGGGACACAAGUAUGGGGUUAACUCUGUUGCGUUUUCUCCUGAUGGGUGUUCGGUUGUAUCGGGAUCCUUGGACAGGACAGUUUGUAGCUGGAAUACGAACAAGUCUGCCUCGAUAAGUCAACUGUGGCAAGCUGAGAGACAUGGUGAUACAGUUUAUUCGGUCUCCUACUCCCCCCUUGGUGAUGUAUUAGCUUCUGGAUCCGCCGACUUCACCAUUCGCCUAUGGGAUUCAAAGACGGGCUUGCCAAUAGGCGAGCCACUAAAGAGCCAAAGGAACAUGGUACAUUCAGUCGCCUUCUCUGGAGAUGCAAAAUUUAUUGCCAGUGGCAAUGAAGGAGGGGAGGUUCGUAUGUGGGCCACGAAUGACACAGCAAGUCCCUACAUCUCUUACGGGAGCAACUCAUUCACGAUUGCGUCGAUCGCGUUCUCUCCCUGUGGUAUUCGGGUCGCUGCCGGGUCUCAUGACUGGGGUAUCCGAGCCUAUGAUUUGCAAACUAAAACAUCAAUAUUAUCACUCCUCGGGGGACAUACUGAACCCGUUCGUUCCAUUGCAUAUUCUCACGACGGAAACCUGAUAAUCUCUGGGUCCAAUGACAAAUCGGUUCAGCUCUGGGACGUUCGUAGUGGAAAGAUCGUCCGCAAUUCAUACCAAGGCCAUGCCAACCAAGUUACAUCCGUUGCUUUCUCUCCAAACGAUUUAUGGGUCGCGUCGGGAUCUAUGGAUCGUACUGUUCGUAUCUGGGACAUACGGACUAGCGGUUUGAUUGUUGAGCCAUUGAAGGGGCAUACCAGGGGGGUAACUUCGAUCGCAUUUUCUCCCAGUGGAGCCCAACUCCUAACUGGUUCACUCGAUCGUAAUGUAAAAUUGUGGAAUUUACUCCAAGUAGAACAUUUUUGUGAACCUGAGACAGGAUCGAGGUCGGAAGUAGGAGAAGGAAGUCAGCAACACACAACCGGGAGCACAUCACCCAGGAGUUUUGAAGAGGGAGAAGUAACUAACAAAGAGUUAGUUAACCAGCAGAUGUCGAUCCACGAUAUGUUCAAUAGCCUUCUUACUCAUGGAUGCGUCGAUCUCACUACCCAAAUGAUUGGGAAACACGAUGACACCGUCCCGGUAGCUGGCGGUGGUUUUGGUGAUGUAUGGAUGGGUGAAUUACGCAACGGCAGUAAGGUGGCAAUUAAAGCAUGGAGAGCGUCUUUCAUUGAGCCCUGCGGCUACAAAGUUCUCAAGCGUGCCAUGCGUGAAAUAUACAAUUGGUCCAGAAUGAAACACGACAAUAUACACGAAUUGAUGGGGGUGAUGAUAUUCAAGGGCAACUCCUUAGGGAUGGUUUCCCAAUGGAUGGAAAAUGGAAAUUUGCACGAUUUCAUGAGACACAACCCCAACUUCAAACCAUUUUCAUUGGCAAGCCAAGUCUCAGAGAUCGCCUCGAUUCAAGUCGCAAGCGGCCUUGCGUAUAUGCACCAAAACGAAAUGGUUCAUGGCGAUCUUAAAGCGGCAAAGGGUACUGCCAAACUGACCGACUUUGGCUUAUCCGUCUUGUCUAAUGCCAGCCUGGCGUUCUCGUACUCUAGUGACACACAAUCAAUAUCCGUUCGCUGGACGGCUCCAGAACUACUCUUGGAAGGCGCGAUUAAGACCAAGGAAUCGGAUGUGUAUGCCCUUGGAAUGACACUCCUGCCCUACCUGGAAGAAGACGUUGUUAAAGGGAAUCCUGUUUCUUGGCUCCACAAUCUGGAUGCCUUCUGGCUGCAAUUCAAUGCACGCUGGAAUGUCCAAAAUAGGACAGAGAACUUCUGCGCUGAAUUGCGCACCCUCAAACAAACCAAGGGAGUCCAAGAUUACUACAAGGACUUCCAAACCUACUCUCAAGGUCUUGGUUACAAUGAUCUUUCUCUCAGGGACAUGUUCUAUGAUGGCCUAUCCCACAAAAUUAAGGAAACUCUCAUGGUUCAAGAUUAUGACCAUGCAGAGGCCUCUGUCACUCUUGCAACUCUUGCAGAGAAGGCCCUUAAGGUGGAUCAACGCCUAGAGCAGUUUGCAGCCCAGCACAAGGGUUUAUCCUCCUCUUCAAACCAAUCUGGAAGCAAAUCCAGCACCUGUACGUCAGCAGCAGCCCAGGGAGCGCCCAGGGAUAAACUGUCUGUUGGGGAACAGGUGUAUGCCAUUGUGGAUGGAAAGGCAAAGAAGGGGGUCCUUCAAAAAAUUGGCCAGAAUGCUAAAGGGAUUGCAGUUCCAAUUGUUAAGUGGAAUGAUGGCACCACCAUGGACGUUACCUUCAAAACUAUCAAGAAGGAUAACCAUCCAGCCACUGCCACCUCCACUCCUGCUCCCAAGGCUUCCUCCUCCUCCUCCUUGCGCAAUUCUGGUCCUUCCCCUAUGGACUUAGACUCUGCCUCUUCAAAAGGCAAAAAACCCAUUAUAUGCGCAACAUGUGGAGGUAGGGGACACUAUGCCAAUCAAUGCCCCUCAAAAUCCUACUCUGGCCAUGAGGCCCAUAUCUCUGAGGAUGAGUUGGAAAAUGGGGACCUCUGA